AUGUCAAACUUUGAUCUUGAAAAACAGGGAAGCCACGACUCAGAACCCCCUCAAAUCUCUCGCAUCCAGACUUCUGGACCUAGCAAUGAAAUUCUUCACAUUGGAGAUACAAAGGUCUACAAACAUGACCUCAUUGCCGCUUUCGGAGGUUCCUUAAAUGUCGGUCUAACAGAAGCUCCCUCACGCAAAUUCGCAAACCCAGGUCCUCUUGGUCUCUCUGCUUUCGCACUCACUACUUUCUGUCUCUCUCUGGUAAAUGUCCGUGCCCGUGGUGUCUCUGACCCUGCAGGUGUUGUUGGUCUUGCAUUCUUUUACGGUGGAUUUAUUCAACUUCUUGCAGGUAUGUGGGAAGUUGUUGUUGAAAACAAUUUCGGUGCAACUGCUCUAUCAUCUUAUGGAGGUUUCUGGCUUGCUUGGGGAGCUCUUGAAACUGAUGCUUUUGGUCUUCGUGCUGCAUAUGCAACUUCUAGAGAAUGGAAUGAUAUGGUGGGCUUUUUCUUAUUAGGUUGGCUCAUUUUUACUACCAUCCUGCUCUGUCUUACCGUCAAAUCUACUCUCGCCUUUUUCUCACUCUUCUUAUUCCUUGAAAUCACUUUCCUUUUUUUGGUAAUUGGACAUUUGGGUCACACUGCUGUUUGCAACAAGAUUGGUGGUUACUUUGGAAUCAUCACAUCACUUCUUGCCUGGUACAAUGCUUACGCUGGUCUGGCAACUCAUGAGAACUCUUACUUUGUUCCCAAGGUCAUUUACAUGCCUGGCACUGUUCUCCCCAAAUAA
Magnusiomyces paraingens is the source of this 777-nucleotide messenger RNA. RefSeq lists its product as uncharacterized. NCBI's taxonomy places the organism in Eukaryota, Fungi, Ascomycota, Dipodascomycetes, Dipodascales, Dipodascaceae. Bases 1 to 777 code for a protein of 258 amino acids. The record is from RefSeq and is a predicted model, not a curated record. Gene Ontology annotation, cellular component: plasma membrane. The transcript has a single exon. Gene Ontology annotation, molecular function: acetate transmembrane transporter activity.